AAUCAGCAAGUUUACUGUCUUCCAAAGUUGUGGACGUGAUUUUUUCUCAACGGUGGCUCACUCACUAAUGUCCGGCAACGUCAACACCAAACAAAACCUAACCAAUGACCUCUCACCACGACACAAAUGACUAUUUUGUGCACAAUUUUCCCUCCCGAAAUUACCGUUAAUCUCCUCAGAGCUUAAACUGGAAUUCUCUAGCUCAGGCAAGGACAAAGGGCCCCAUUUCAAACUUGCACGCAAAGUCCUCCAUUUUCCUUUUUAGAGCCUACCUUGACCAAUUUCUUCAGCAGAAAAUCACAGAAUUGAAGUAUCAGAAACAAACCCAUAAUGGCAGUUUUACUCUCUUCCUCUGCUUCUUCUGCAAUUUUUACUCUAUCAUCAUCAUCACCAACCCCAAAACCUCCCAAGACACUUCCUUUCUUGAUCUCCACCAAUAACCCAAAUCAUAAAUUACCAGGUAGAGCAAAAAGUAUAUCUCCUUUGAGAGUAGCUGUGCCUGCAACCCAACCACAAACCACAGACCCAGAGGCACCACCCACACAGACGGAACAAGAUGGUGAAGAUUACAGAGUUGAGGAUGAGGUUGAGGAUGAGAACCCGACAACCAAGUUCAAUUGGAGGGAUCAUUGGUACCCAGUUUCUUUGAUUGAAGAUUUGGACCCUCGCUUGCCUACCCCAUUUCAGCUUCUGGGUCGUGACCUUGUUUUAUGGUAUGAUAAGUCUUCUGGUGAAUGGGUUGCUUUUGAUGACAAAUGCCCUCACCGCCUCGCGCCCUUAUCUGAAGGACGGAUUGAUGAAGGGGGAAACUUGCAGUGUUCAUACCAUGGAUGGUCAUUUGAUGGAUGUGGAUCAUGUGUUAAGAUUCCGCAGGCUUCAUCUGAAGGUCCUGAGGCUCGUGCCCUUCGGUCUCCAAGAGCAUGUGCUACAAGGCUUCCUACACUGGUGUCUCAAGGCCUACUCUUUGUUUGGCCAGAUGAGAAUGGAUGGGAAAGAGCUAAUGCCACUAAGCCUCCCAUGCUGCCUGAGGAAUUUGGUAAACCUGAGUUUUCAUCAGUGACAAUCCAGCGUGAUCUGUUCUAUGGCUAUGAUACCCUCAUGGAAAAUGUCUCUGAUCCUUCCCACAUUGACUUCGCUCAUCACAAGGUUACAGGAAGGAGAGAUAGAGCCAAGCCUUUGCCAUUUAAAGUGGAGGCCAGCGGCCCGUGGGGAUUUGCUGGAGCAAAUGAAGGCAACCCACGGAUUACUGCUGAGUUUAUAGCUCCUUGUUAUUAUUUGAACAAAAUAGAGAUUGACACAAAGCUUCCACUAGUUGGUGAUCAAAAAUGGAUUAUAUGGAUUUGUUCCUUCAACGUUCCAAUGGCACCAGGGAAGACUCGUUCUAUUGUUUGUAGUGCUCGAAACUUCUUUCAGUUCAGCAUGCCAGGGCCUGCUUGGUGGCAGGUGGUUCCUAGAUGGCAUGAGCAUUGGACUUCAAAUAAGGUGUAUGAUGGAGACAUGAUUGUCCUUCAGGGUCAAGAGAAGGUCUUUCUUUCCAAGUCCAAGGAGGAAUCUGGUGAUGUUAAUAAGCAGUACACAAAAAUCACAUUCACUCCCACACAAGCAGAUCGCUUCGUCUUGGCAUUUCGGAAUUGGCUGAGGCGGCAUGGCAACAGCCAACCUGAGUGGUUUGGCAGCAUUGACCAACAACCUUUGCCAUCAAUGGUCUUAUCAAAACGUCAGAUGUUAGACAGAUUUGAGCAGCACACCCUCAAAUGUUCCUCAUGUAAGCAAGCUUAUACAGCAUUCCAGACAUGGCAGAAGCUGCUAAUUGGGGCAACCGUUGUUUUCUGUGCAACAGCCGGAAUUCCUUCGGAUCUGCAGCUACGGAUCAUUUUGGCCGGCUUUGCGCUUCUAAGUGCUGCCUUGGCUUAUGCCUUACGUGAACUCGAAAAGAAUUUUGUGUUUGUUGAUUAUGUACAUGCUGAAAUUGAAUAGAGAUAUAGAGUUGUACAUGGAAACUAACCCGAAUUGUUUUUGCCUGAUGCAGGGCUUACUGCCUUAGAUACUAGUUUCUAGUGCAUCACUGUUAGGAUUAAUACAAAGCUUAUACAGCAUUCCAAACGAGUCCAAGUCCGUUUGAAUUAUGAGAUUUAAAUCUAGGUACUUUAAUUUAUGUUUAGAGUUAUUUGCUUGCAUACAAACAUAAACAAUGUACAAAAGUUUGUAUUUAUGCAAAAAAAUAACAAGACAUACAUUGAUUUGUAUUAAA
This is a messenger RNA of Prunus persica (peach), 2251 nucleotides long. RefSeq names its product pheophorbide a oxygenase, chloroplastic. The coding region runs from base 331 to 1977 and encodes 548 amino acids. The transcript is spliced from 7 exons. Gene Ontology annotation, cellular component: chloroplast thylakoid. Gene Ontology annotation, molecular function: 2 iron, 2 sulfur cluster binding; pheophorbide a oxygenase activity; chlorophyllide a oxygenase activity. NCBI's taxonomy places the organism in Eukaryota, Viridiplantae, Streptophyta, Magnoliopsida, Rosales, Rosaceae. The record is from RefSeq and is a predicted model, not a curated record.